AUGUCACUAGAGCCCCACCGAAUUGUCCUCAACGUCAAACGCGGCUCGUGCAACACGCUCUCCACAAUCCGCAGUGACAGGACCAUGCAGCAUGCCUUCUUCUCCAACAACAACAACAACCAGCACUACAAUGGCGAUGGAGACGUCAACGACAAGGAAGACAACGAUGACACCGAUUGCAAAGACUCGAGGUCGGAUUCUCGAACGGAGACCUCAGCGAAGCGAACGACAGUGAAGCGACUGCAACUAGUGUGGACCCUGCAGCUUCACAAGAGGUUCGUGGACGUGGUGGCGCACCUCGGGAUCAAAAACGCAGUGCCGAAGACGAUUAUGCAAUUGAUGAACGUGGAAGGGUUGUCCCUAUAA
This is a messenger RNA of Glycine soja, 366 nucleotides long. Its product is annotated as transcription factor LUX-like. The record is from RefSeq and is a predicted model, not a curated record. NCBI's taxonomy places the organism in Eukaryota, Viridiplantae, Streptophyta, Magnoliopsida, Fabales, Fabaceae. Gene Ontology annotation, cellular component: nucleus. Gene Ontology annotation, molecular function: DNA-binding transcription factor activity; DNA binding. Gene Ontology annotation, biological process: regulation of DNA-templated transcription. Bases 1 to 366 code for a protein of 121 amino acids. The transcript has a single exon.